Molecule: messenger RNA, 258 nt
Organism: Miscanthus lutarioriparius
Lineage: Eukaryota; Viridiplantae; Streptophyta; Magnoliopsida; Poales; Poaceae
Source: the annotation of a GenBank genome assembly
AUGUCUAUCAAGUACAGCAACCUCGGAGGCACGUUGGAUGAUGCGGCACUAGAGAAAAAGUUGUUUGACACUGUGUUGGAGAGGUUCAUCAACGUGAUCGCUAGGAUCGAGCAGUUUUAUGAUCUGAAGAAACUGUCGUUCGAGGAAGCUAUCGGCCGGCUGAAGGCAUUCGAGGAGCGUACCAAGCGGGGAGCUAGGGGAGUGCACUCUGACAGCGGGCAGCUGUUGCUCACUCAGUCUGAGUGGGAAGCACGCUAG